Molecule: messenger RNA, 381 nt
Organism: Guillardia theta CCMP2712
Lineage: Eukaryota; Cryptophyceae; Pyrenomonadales; Geminigeraceae
Exons: 5
Coding region: 14-319 (101 amino acids)
Biological process (GO): mitochondrial electron transport, ubiquinol to cytochrome c
Source: RefSeq, a predicted model, not a curated record
GACGGCGGCGAAGAUGGACAAAUUGCUGAGGCCGCUGGCUAUGUGGUAUGGCCGAAAAGUGGAGCACGAGCUUGCGAAAUAUGGUUUGAAAUACGAGGACAUCUUGAACGACUCUCACCCGGACAUUCAGACUGCCAUUUUAAGGCUGUCGCCGGAGGAGAUUUCGAAUCGCAACAAGAGGCUGAAGAGAGCUCUGGACAUCUCUCUGAAACACGCUGAGUUGAGCAAGGAGGCGCAAGCUAGCGUACAGCCGUUUGUAGGAUACCUCCCUCUUCAGCGAGCAAGGGAUGAGCGUCUUGAGAGGUUGAUGAACAAGUAAGUUGUUGUUGUCACCUUGUUGGACGCGGAUCUUUGCUUUUGAUUUACAUGAAGAACAAUCAC